AUGUCUGUCAGAGAAAUCACUACCUCCAACGACUUUGCAUCCCUCAAAAACAACAGCGCACUUCUCAUUGUUGAUUUCUUUGCGACCUGGUGCGGGCCAUGUAAGGUCAUUGCACCGCGAUUCGCUCAACUGGCUGCACGACCAGAAAACAAAGGCGCUGUAUUCAUUAAAGUGGAUGUGGAUAAAGUACGGGACGUGGCACAAUCAUGUGGUGUGACAGCGAUGCCUACAUUUCAAUGCUUUCACAAGGGUAAGAAGGUGGAUGAGUUGAAGGGUGCGGAUCCAUCGCGCUUGGAUGCCAUGAUUAAGAAGCAAGUAGCCAAAUAUGGUGCUGCAGAGGGAGCAUCUGGUGAUGCGAGUGGGUCUGGUAGUGGAUCAGGCAGUACGGGAUCGUUGAAUGGCAAUAUUGAUGUCAAGCAGCUUGAAAUGAGCAAUGCCACAGAAAGCAGUGCUGUGCGCGCUCUGUUUGAUCCCAACAGCAAGACGGUUGUGACGUCUGACAGUGAUGAGCAACUCAUGCUCUACAUUCCUUUCCAGGAGUCAUGCAAAGUACACAGUCUUGUGGUGCGUGUGAAUCCUGAGAAACGGCAACAUGCACCGAGCACAUUGAAGUUGUUUGUCAAUCAGCCCAACAUCUUGUCCUUUGACGAUGCAGGUUCUUUGCCUGCAACACAGGAGAUCACAGAUGUGCAGUAUAAUGAGAAGGGAGAGGCAACAAUUGCUCUGCGCUAUGUCAAGUUCCAGAAGUGCAUCUCGCUGGUGGUCUUUAUCGAGGCCAAUUGCGGUGAGGAGGAGGCGACGAUGCUGCGCAGUAUUGAGGUUCUGGGUGAGGUGGGUGCCAAUAAUGCGAGUGGGCCUAUCAAGAAGGUGGAGGAUGAUUGA
Protomyces lactucae-debilis is the source of this 882-nucleotide messenger RNA. RefSeq names its product thioredoxin-like I protein Txl1. Bases 1 to 882 code for a protein of 293 amino acids. Lineage: Eukaryota; Fungi; Ascomycota; Taphrinomycetes; Taphrinales; Protomycetaceae. The record is from RefSeq and is a predicted model, not a curated record. The transcript has a single exon.